AUGGCUCUCAUAAAUGUAGAGUCAAAAUAUGUCCGCGGUCGCAUCAAAGCGAUUGUGAUGAAAUCACCAGCUUAUGAUCUCAUAUUAGGCUGCCGAUACGUGUUUCUAGGAACACCACCAUACCCCAGCGUCUCUGCACCUGUUCUCACCAGAUCACAGGUACAAGUGGAAGAAUCUGACUCCCUCAAAGUCAAUACCAUUCCCACUGAGAUUAGGGAAGCUCAGAAGCAAGACCCCUCGCUUCAAAAAUAUCUUAGGUUCGCCCAAGAAGGUGAACCCGCCCUUGGCAAGGCACAAUUCUUCUUUAAAACAGGGCUAAUAUAUCGACGAGGUAAAGAACCAGAUGCCUGCAACCAGCUGGUUGUGCCCAAACCAUACAGGGAGCAGGUUAUGCAAACAGGUCAUGCCUCCUCUUUAAGUGCCCAUCAAGGUCAGAGCUCGACCCUCAACAGGAUCCGAUUCCAUUACUUCUGGCCUGGCAUGACCGAAAACAUCAAACGAUAUGUCGCCUCAUGUCCACAGUGCCAAAAGUUGUCACCAAAGAAUCGCAUUCCGCCCGUUCCUCUGGGAAAAACCCCUUUGAUCGAAUUUCCGUUUAAACGAGUAUCUGUGGACAUACUUGGUCCUCUACCCCGCACGAAGAAAAGAAACGCCUACAUUCUUUGUGUCAUAUGUCAAGCAUCAAGAUGGCCAGAGGCCGCCCCUUUGUCAAGCAUAGACUCUAAACAUGUGGCUGAAGCUCUGUUCAAUAUGUUCACUCGGAUAGGCUUUCCCGAAGAGAUAUUAACAGACAAUGGUUCUCAGUUCACAGGGAAGUUAAUGAAGGAGGUGUAUGCUCUCUUUAAUGCAAAACAUCUCCGGUCUUCGGUAUACCACCCCCAAGCAAAUGGUCUUGUAGAACGGUUCAAUCACACUUUGGUAACGAUGCUUAAACGCCUCAUCGAUGAUAAACCAGAAGAGUGGGACACUUACCUACCUGCUGCUUUAUUCGCAUACCGAGAGGUACCUCACGCCAGUCUAGGGUAUUCGCCAUACCAGAUCAUCUUUGGAUCUCAUCCCCGUGGCCCACUAGAAAUCCUAAAACAAACUUGGACCAAAGAUCAACUCAACGAUGAAGUCAAAACGGUAUCCAAAUAUGUGAAGGACCUCCAAGAAAGGCUUCAAGACAUACGGUCCCUGGCUAGAAGCAACCUCAUCAAGGCACGUAAGAGACAAGAGAAAUACUACAACAGGAGGGCUAAAGAACGGUCACUCAAUGUCGGAGAUAAGGUUCUCUUAUUACUGCCCAAGAACACAAACAAGUUACAGAUUUGUUGGCAAGGCCCAUUCGAGGUGAUGAAAAAGGUAUCGCCCACCAACUACGUCAUUAAAGUCGGUCGCAAGGAGAUGUCUUAUCACGUGAACCUCCUCAAGCAGUACUUAGAGAGGCCUUCACAAACGGACCCUCCCCGAGACUUGAUGGCUAUAGCGGUGGCAGAGGAUGUGAAAGAACCCAAAGACCUAGUGGAGUACCCCCUCCAUGCAGUGGAGACACACGAGAACGUCACCAUUAGUCCACAGCUAGACGCCGAGCAAACGGCCGAGGUCAAAUCUAUGCUGGGGGAGUUCCAUGACGUCUUGUCGGAUAAGCCUGGCAGAACAUCGCUUGAGCGGUUUUCGAUGAAGCUGUUAAGUGAUGAGCCCAUAAAAGUAAAGGCCUACCCUUUACCUCACGCCAAAUCUGAGGUCAUCAAACAAGAGGUGGAAGAGCUUCUAAAAGCUGGAAUUAUAGCGCCUUCGGUCUCUCCAUACAACGCUCCAGUGGUGCUAGUUCGGAAGCCAGAUGGAGGCCAUCGCAUGUGCAUUGAUUUUUUUCGACGCCUCAAUGCAGUGGCUGAAUUCCAAGCGGAGCCUCUUCCAGACCCAGCCACAAUUUUUGCCAACUUAAGUCACGCUAGAUAUUUUAGCAAAUUUGACUUAAGCCGAGGGUACUAUCAAAUAGAAGUUGAGCCAGAAUGCAGACCUUUGCUAGCUUUUAGCACCCCACAAGGGCACUAUGAAUUUCAAACGGUCCCCUUUGGUCUGAAUAACUCGUCUAGCGUGUUCACGCGUAUGAUGAGAAAGCUAUUAGCUCCCAUCGAAAGUCCAGGCAUCCAAAAUUUCAUAGAUGAUAUUCUGAUCGCCACGGAGACCUGGUCCGAACACAUAGCUCUCAUCUCCUCCCUCUUGCUAAGGCUCUGCGAGACGGGUCUGACUGCUCGGCCCUCCAAAUGUCUCAUCGGUUUCACAAGACUCAAGUUCUUGGGCCAUGUCAUUCAAGAAAACCAGCUCAUGCCAGACGAAGAAAAGGUUGCUCAAUUACUUGAGGCUCCCAAGCCAAUCACAAAAACUGGAGUGAGAUCAUUCCUCGGGAUGUGUGGUUACUAUCAAAAAUUCAUCCCACACUUCAACUCUAUCGCUGCCCCACUGUCAGAUCUAACAAAAAAGGAUCGACCAGACAAGGUGACAUGGAAUGAGAAAUGUGAGCUCGCAUUCCAACGACUCAAGGAAUGUUUCACUUCAUCACCAGUGCUCAAGCUACCUGACCUGUCCCGCACUUUCGUGUUCAGGACAGACGCCAGUGGCUCUGGCCUGGGUGCAGUUCUGAUGCAAACUGCCGAAGGAUCCGGUGACACACUUUUCCCAGUAGCUUAUGCAAGCCGUAAGCUGAACCAGGCAGAAUCCAACUACGCCACAAUAGAGCUAGAAUGCCUGGCACUGGUGUGGGUGAUAGAGAAAUUCCAGGCAUUCUUAUAUGGAAAGCACUUCACUCUGCAAACUGACCACAAGCCGUUAUCUUACUUAUCCUCCAGCAAGCACCUAAAUGCCAGACUUAUGAGAUGGUCUUUGCUAUUGCAACCAUACUCCUUCCAGGUUGAACAUGUUCCUGGAAAUGAAAAUGCAGCGCCUGAUUUCCUCAGUCGUCACUGCGUUCUUGAGCCCACAGGCCUCAAUGGGUACCACCCCUCAGUAAAUUUAAACAAUUAG
Messenger RNA from Biomphalaria glabrata, 3006 nucleotides. RefSeq lists its product as uncharacterized. Gene Ontology annotation, biological process: DNA integration. The coding region runs from base 1 to 3006 and encodes 1001 amino acids. Lineage: Eukaryota; Metazoa; Mollusca; Gastropoda; Planorbidae. The transcript has a single exon. The record is from RefSeq and is a predicted model, not a curated record. Gene Ontology annotation, molecular function: nucleic acid binding.